AUGCGAUGGGCCAGUGCCGGUGUUUGCGCACGACUGGUCGAAAUGAGAAGACGAGCGAUUCAAUCGAGUCCCAAAUGUCUCGGGCCCGUCAAUGGCUGUGAUGUUCAAAACCACCAGAGUCGUCGGAAGUAUGAAGGUGCGUCAGACACCUGUUCGCGAGAGACGCCAGAUAGGGCAGGGCGGUGGAGGAUUGGGACGCAGGGUAUGGUCCAGCAGACGGGGAAAUUGAUGGAAAUGUGCAGGCCCUUCACUGCCGCCGUCGCGCACCGUCCAAUGUCCAUCUAUCGGCGCCGCGAUGGCAGCAGGAGUCGCGCAGGCAAUGGAGAGCAGGCGAAGAGGCGGAUGGAAUCGCGAGCGCUGCUGCCGUCGAAGUGCAAACGAAUCCGGUGGGCCAGGCGAGGCGAGGCGGCGGUGGUGUAUGGUGUGGUGUGGUGUGGUGGAGGUAAGGUGAAGUGGAGUGGAGUGGUUACAUCCAUCGCUGCAAACCAUCGUUCACGUGCUGCGAACUGUCGUUCAUCGCCCAUCGCCCUGUCGAUCCUCCAUGAUCAUCCCUGUGCCCGCGUGUGCCUGCAUUGGGCUGCAUGUCGAUGUGUGCUGAAGCAGACUGAUGUCGUCGCCUUGCGCUUGCCUUCGUCCAGAGCCGAGCCGAGCCGAGCCGAUCGUUUGCAGAGUCCAUCUCUCCAGAACAUCCUCUCGCACUCCAUCGACAUCGUAUUUCAUCUUGAUUCCAGCUGCAACUCCAGCAAAUACCAUUCCACCACUCAGCGUAUUCAUCCUCUGUGCCGCCGAGCAGAUGCGGGGAGUGACUCGACCCGCAUGCGGAUAGCACUCGCGAGAAAAGAUUCCCACGAAAGACGCCUUGGAACAACAUCAUACACCUUCCUUGAAUUACUGCGCCUGGCGAGCAGGAGGAAGAAUGAGCGGGCGUUCCGUGACGAGAGAAUUGAGCGUACGGGAAAGAGAACAGGAAAAGAUCAAAACAAAUGUGGCGCAGAAUCAGGGCGUUCCAUCUAUCGACACUAUGCUUCGCGGGCUGGAGGAGGAAUAAGCACAAGAAUUGAGCACAAAUAUGGCGCAGAAUCAAAGCUGUCCAUCUAUCGAACCUGCCUGCAUCACUCGUCAGCGCAAGAUCUCCAUGCUGAUACGAUUCAUGUCCUGGCGACCAAAUUGUACGUUCCACAUAUCGAAUAUACUUCCCACUUCCUCCGGCGUGACUCAGACCCAGGACCUGAUGUAGCCUCGAUGCUCUGCCCUCACCUCUUCCGCAUCGGUGGGCCACCCCGAACGAAAAUCCGUGGCCAGAUCAUCUCGAUCUACAUACCAAAAAGCCCUACCUCGAGCCUAUCUUUAAGCCCAAGUAUACCUGCGACUUGCUCCUUGGCUCUGACUGCUUUUGUUUCGCUUGAGGUCGUAAAAGGGCGCCGUGAAAGUUCUCUAUAUGUGAUGUUGGUGCUGAUACCGGAGAGGCACAAGCUCAAGCCAAUUACACCAAAGCCAGUCGGAUAUGCAGUUUUCGAUGCCCUUUCAUCUCCACGCCGUCUCAUGCCGCUUCUUUGGGCCCACUCAUACUACAUGGGCGUGCGCAGCGGCCGUCGACGAGACUCCACAUCUCAGUUACACCCAAUGAUGAUGAGGCCUCUCCAUUUGCCUUGCUUGUAUAAGUCGACAAACCCUGCAAACUACUAUCUCCCAAAGCGAGACACAACUCUACGCCGAUCAUGUCUCCUAACUUCUCAUCAACUUCCUGAACUACUAGAGUGGCAUUUCACAAAGGUAGCUGAGUCGAGAUUCGUGGUUUCGGGCAGUUGCUUGCUUGGAUCGGUCUAUCAAACGAGGAUGGCAUUGACAGUCAUGCCGGGAGCCUGGUUUUCAGAUCACAUGAAGUCAAGGCAGUGUAUGAACGGGAUCGCUGACAUUGAUAAUGAUAGACGUCUGAUCCUUGACGCUUCAAAUGUGAGGACUGAAAGUGUUGGUGGUGUGCUGUUUGGAAGCCGGUGGCUGAAGCAUCAUGCCGCACGAGCAUAUGACAUUAGAAAGAAGAAAGCCGCCCUUCACUCCAGGACUCAGAUUCGGAUGACACUCGCACUUGGCAGCUCUGGAGGCGAGGAGUUUUCCUGCGUGGUUGGCGAACUUAAGAAGAACGUGACGAGGGAAGACGGCUCGCCCAUGACCAGACAAUGCAAGCGCCAAGCCUGCGCGGGCCCUGAUGGUAUUUUCAUCGAUAGCGCUGUGACAGACAUCGCGCUCCUCGUUGCGGAUGGGAUUUUGUUCGAUUGCUUCUCAAAGCCACGACGGCCGCGCUUUCACUACAAACGAGAUGGCCCUAGAAUAAGCGAGGUUGCAGUUGAGCACAAAAUGUUUAUUCAUGUUUCCUGCAGCGGAAGGUGGAUUGGCAAUGAACACCUGCAGCCUUUUCUGAUUUGCAAUAUCGAGCCUGUUUCUUUCAGCGAGCCCGACUCGCAGCGACGGCUUCGAAUUCCAGUGGGCAUUGAUUUCGAAGCCUCACAGCCAGGAAGGACUCUCUUGGACCCGACCCUUGCUUUGAUUUGCUGCGGCGUCUACUUGUGUUGGAAAAUGCGGCGGCCCAUUGCACUUGCCCUGCGGAAUCAAGGGUCUCGGCCCGUGCCCGAACCCUGCCAGCGUGUCGCAUCUCGCAUCUUCUCCGCGCCCACAGAAUUGGAACAUUCGCAGAGUUGCCUCCCCGUUCUCGUCAUCACCAUCUCUCCCUUCGUCCCUCAAGAGGUCGUCAAGGCUAGCGGAACGCAUGCCACCGACACAACGCAACACUUGCUAUGGACCCAGCAUAUCGAGACGUUCCAGACCAGGCCGCCGAAGAGAUUGAGUCAAGCCCUCAUGCCGCUCACCCUGGCAAUGGCGGCGCGGCGGCAAACCGCGCAUCCUCGAACUCGCAGCACUCGAAGGAGAUUGGUGAUGGAUCGAGAUGGCUUACCGUAUGAAGUUCAUAUACAGUCAGCCCAUGAGAACCUGCAUCGUCAGGCGAACAAGGAGUCCCUCACUGAUAUCGAGCGCUCCAUCGACCAUAACCUGAGCGACGCAAAGGCGAAACGAGACAUGGAGCACGAAGGAAAGCUACAAAUCUUCUACGACCUCCAUGUAACCUAUGACUUCACGGAUUCCAGAGACUGGUCCACACUCUACUGCAAGUGGGCAAUCAGGACCGCGGAACAGGUGUGGUCAAGUCGGAGUGAAACUUGGUCAGUCAACAAUCGUCGUGCGAUCCAACCGAUCGGGCCGCUCUCAUCAUUCCUGAUCAAUGAUGAUGCUGUUCCUACCGCUGACGUUCGCCUAGGAACAACCCCUCGACGAAAUCACGCCAAACAAGAUGCGCUACAACUGUGCGACUCAGGAGAACAAGGACAAGAGCACAAGCAGCUAUGUGGGAAACAAAGAAAGGCCUGCAGAACGACAGAUCUUCUCGACAUCGUCCCAUCUGACGUGACACUAUUCAGGACUCGCAUCGCAUGUCUGUCCAGGAAGUCGUUGGUCUACAGAAUCUCAUUCGCGCGAGCCCGGCGCUCUCCAGCUCGUUCUCUCACUCUCGGUGUGUUCGGCUGCGUGAAGGCGGUGGUGAUCGAGAUUGAGAUCACCGCAGUGGCGCAGGCUGCUAGAGGUUGUGGUUGUUCCGAAGCUGGUUUCGCAGCUGGUUGUAUUGGGUCAGAUGGCGGCUCUGAGGCAGGCUGCGGCCGGUUGCGUAAGGGUGGUGGAGGUUGCGUCGACAAUGGCGAUUUCGAUUGUUGUGGCGACCAUGUCGGCUUUACCGCUCGGCGCGCUCAUAGGAUCCUCGAACAGCGUCAAAUUCGUGCAGCGAAACUGGACCGCCUACUGCGAGAUUGCCGCGGAGUCGCACGAGCGCACAUUGACGAUAUUACGAUGUUUUCGAAGACUUUGGAGGAGCAGCUGCACCAUUUGGAAGCCGUUUCCGCCAUCAGCCCCGAAAAGACCUUUCUAGGUUGUCCGUCGGCCACGUUACUCAUGCGUCGUUGUGACGUCCUCCAUCCUCUCGGUUGGGACCAGAUCGGCAGUGUGACCUUCACCACGGAUGCUGUAGACGCCGUACAUGCAUACCUACCCCCAGCAGUGGUCUUCAACGUUAUAGGGAAUGAUCGGCUCGCCGAGCUGACAGCAUUGGGGCAGAGGCAGUCCUUGAACGCAAACGUUGAGCGCCAGGAGCAUUGCAGCUCCUCUGGGCUAAUCACACCGGCGGCUCUCAUCCACAACAGCAUCAGCACGCAUCUGCAACCUCAUCGAUAG
Molecule: messenger RNA, 4272 nt
Organism: Pseudocercospora fijiensis CIRAD86
Lineage: Eukaryota; Fungi; Ascomycota; Dothideomycetes; Mycosphaerellales; Mycosphaerellaceae
Exons: 33
Coding region: 1-4272 (1423 amino acids)
Source: RefSeq, a predicted model, not a curated record